AGAGCCAAACACUCGAGUUUUAUUUGCUUUGCGAAGUCGGACGGAGCGUGCUGUGGAAUUUUUCGUCUGCUGUGGAAAACGAACAUUUUCAGUGGAAAAACGACAGACAACUGGUGCCAAAAAACGCAGAAACGCCACAGCGAAGGUCAAACCUUCUAGACGCGGGUGAGCGGAAAGUAUGCAAAGUACGCGCGUGAAGGAGAAAGUGCAUCCGAGGAUGGUGCGUAGUGGAUGUUACGAAAAUAGGCAGCUAAAAGCGAUUGCCUUCUGUACGCUGUUGGCCGUCUCUACCUUCCUGCCGAUGACCGAGGCGUUGAAGUUUAAAAGUCGCGGCAAAACUUCAUCAUCUUCAUCGUCAUCGUCGGGUAGGGUUUCGAAGCCCAGCACGUCGUCCUCGUCCUCGUCCAGCUAUAGCAAUCCGGGCAGCUUGAGCUACAGUAAUUACCAGGCAAAACCAGCCCCGAAACCGUCGGCUCCAGUCGAUACGUCGAACCAGCGCAAUAUCGGAUGGAAUGUAAACAGCCAGGCGAAGCCCGCGGGUUCUGUGGCACAGCCAGCGGUUAACAAGCCACCACCGUAUCCGGUACAGUCGAGUGCUGCGAAACCUCCGUACCCGGUACAGUCGAGUGUGGCGAAGCCUCCCUAUCCGGUUCAGCAACAGAGUGCUCCCGUACAGUCGAGUGCUGCGAAACCGUUGUAUCCAGUGCAGGCGACACAUAAUACGCAUCAGACGCACGCGGGAGCUCCUCCGCCACCGUACUCGCAGGGACCACCACCACCGUACUCGGCCGCUAACAAUCCGAACUUGAAUUCGCGCUUCAACGAAGCGCCACCAAUGUAUAACCCUGGAAACCAAGGUUUUCGACCGGGCCAGCCAGGUUUCGGGCAGCCGGGAUCGUUUGGACAGCCAGCGUACGGACAGCCAGCCGCAGCGGGUGGCUUUGGACAACCGGGAGGAUUCGGACAACCAAUGGGAGGCUAUGGACAACCAAUGGGAGGUUUCGGAGGUGGUGGUUAUCAUCCACCGGCGGGUGGAUUCGCUGCACCCCACGGCACUUUCCAGGGUGGUGGUUAUGCACCUCCGGUAAACUAUGCUCCUGCGCCUUCGUUCCCUAUUGCGGCUAUUCCGGUCGGUGCGUACAAACCUCAAAGCUCCGGUAUUGGUAUUGGUGGCAUUGCAGCUGGUGUUGGCACGGGUCUGGUAGCAGGAGCGGCUGGAUCCGCCCUUUACCAUGCCCUUCGUCCGGAGGAUCGUGCACGGUACAGUGAGAGAGGUGGUGUAACGAUCAUUAAUAACAUACCAGCUCAGCCUGCUGCUGCUGCUGCCGCCCCUGCCGCUGCUCCUGCUGCGGCGGAAGGAGUCGUUUCUGCGGCUGCCGCUCCUGUUCCUGUCGCUGCAGCUCCAGCUGCUGCACCAGCACCAGCCGCUGCUCCGUCUCCAGAUGCUGCAAUGGUACCGCAGGUUCCACCAGUAGCUGGUAUGCCGCCAGUUCUACCAGCAGCUGCUGGUCCCGAUGGUCAAGCAUCCGUACCGCUCGCUCCAAUGCCCAAUACAACUGAUAGCGUCAAUGCGGAGGCUUCACCAGCACCAGGUGUUCCCGAUGCUCCGGUCAUUCUAAAUCAAAAUGCCACUACCACGGAAGCCGAACAGCAGCAGCAACCAGCGAACGGAACCGACACGAUCACUCCACUGGCGCAGGCACCGGUUGAAAUGGGCCCCGUUGAAACGACCACCGUCAAUCCGAACGCUAAGCAAUAUAUUCCACCACCCGGUCAGUAUUAUCCGGCCACCGGUCAGUAUGUACCACCGGGCGAGUAUGAUCCGGCCACGGGAAUCUUUACCCCAGGACGAUACAUCCCCGACACGAGCAUCUUCCAGUCCGGUCUGUACGAUCCACUGACACAGAUGUUCACUCCGGGACGCUUCGAAACCGAUGGACAGUUUAUUCCGGAUCCUAAUCAUCCGGCGGUGUCGUUGGCACCGAAUGGUGGUACCGCUGAACAGCCUGUUACACCUGUGGUCGCUCCAGUUGCAUCACAACCGGAACCAGUUACACCGGCCAUUGCAUCACAACUGAAAACUACAAGCGGCGCUAGCAUGAAGACAGUUUCGCUGCUAACGGCACUUGGAGCAUUGAUCGUGUCGGAAAGCUUCCGCCAGAUCGUACGCUUUUAGGCAGCCUGAUUAGAAAAGUGCAAACUUUUUAACUUCUUUCCUUAUUUCUAGUCGCUGAGAUUGGGGCCGAAAUCGGGAAACAAACAAGAACAAAAUGGUUAACAUAAUUUCAUAACGUCAAGUAUAUAAGGCAUUUUCAGGAACAGAAUUAGCCUUUGAUCAAAUUGCUUGGGAGCAAAGCAAAACCUAUUAUUGUACGAUGAGUAGCGAACGAGUAUUACAGAAAUCUCAGUUAAAAUGGCAACUCUUCACAUGCGCGAUAAAAAUACAGAACCGGUUUAGGUUUACAAGAGAAGAACAGUAAACAGCCUUAUUAGGUAUUCAUUUGACGAAGGUCAAAGAUGCUUUCUUGCUCUUACGAAAAAGAUACGAUUCCAAACGGAACAUUUAUACAGGCUCGCGAAAGAUACAGAUGUGAGUUGAUAUCCGAUUGUAAAGAGAUAAGCACCUUUCGAAAGGAGAUUUUUUUCCAAUUUCGAUUUGCGAUCACUUUACGAUUGGAAAAUCUUCCCCUAAACAACUCCGAACAAUCUCAAAGGUUGUUCUUUUUCUUACAGAAACGCUUUUAAUAUGUGAUUUGACAGACUAGAACAGCAAUUAGCCAGUUUUGUAACAGAUUUUACCUUCAUUGGAUGUGUUUUGCAUAAAAUACUCGUUUUUGUCUCGAAUGACCACUAUAAAGAAAAUGAAUCCUUCAAUAUACACGAUCGUUAGAGAUCAGGCACAUCUUGAAGAAUGCGCAUUUAUACAUCACCUGUAAGCUAGAUAUCUGGUAGGAUCCCGAAACCCUCUGUUUCACAAUACCAACCCAAUGGCUCUCUAAUACUUUCUCAUGCCCUCUACGUUUUACAGUGAUACACGCAACUUGUCGAUGAGAAUUCAAUGAUAUUGUUAGUUUUAAAUGUAAUUCUAAACAUUAUACACUCGAGGAGCUUCUAAUGCUGUUGGAACCAUAAUUACCCUACCGAGUGGAGUAACACUAACCUAACCUACCUGCUAUAUAUUUGCCUCGGAAAACGCCGUGUCUUAGCAAAGUUAUACACCAUGGUAGAUUGUAAGCAGAUUGUAUUUACGUCUAUUCGUAACAUUAUUACACGAUUGUAUCAACAGA
Molecule: messenger RNA, 3287 nt
Organism: Anopheles funestus (African malaria mosquito)
Lineage: Eukaryota; Metazoa; Arthropoda; Insecta; Diptera; Culicidae
Product: nascent polypeptide-associated complex subunit alpha, muscle-specific form-like
Exons: 2
Coding region: 179-2176 (665 amino acids)
Source: RefSeq, a predicted model, not a curated record